Venustampulla echinocandica is the source of this 5460-nucleotide messenger RNA. Its product is annotated as Sec7 protein. The transcript has 2 exons. NCBI's taxonomy places the organism in Eukaryota, Fungi, Ascomycota, Leotiomycetes, Helotiales, Pleuroascaceae. Gene Ontology annotation, biological process: regulation of ARF protein signal transduction. The record is from RefSeq and is a predicted model, not a curated record. Gene Ontology annotation, molecular function: guanyl-nucleotide exchange factor activity. Bases 1 to 5460 code for a protein of 1819 amino acids.
AUGAGCUCUAUCGUUUUUGUGGUAUCCGCUUUGGAAGCUAUAGCAGCUUCCAAGGAGGCACAUAAAAGGCCGCCGCUGGGCGAAUCCGUCCAAAAGGCCCUGAAGGAGAUCAAGGAACAAGACCCUCAAUUACCAGACCCCGAAAUAAUCUUUGCGCCAUUACAAGCCGCUACGAAGGGCACAAGCAUCCCCCUAACCACGACUGCGCUCGAUUGCAUUGGAAAGCUGAUCAGCUAUUCCUACUUUUCUGUUCCCUCGUCCCCCAAUGCAGACAAAGAGGCCUCUCGAGAACCCCUGAUCGAACGCGCAAUCGAUACGAUAUGCGACUGCUUUCAAGGGGAGACUACGCCCGUGGAGAUACAGCUGCAGAUUGUCAAGUCGCUACUUGCGGCUGUUCUGAAUGACAAAAUUGUGGUCCAUGGCGCUGGCCUUCUAAAAGCUGUCCGCCAAGUCUACAAUGUCUUCCUCCUCUCGAAGAGUAGUGCAAAUCAGCAGGUGGCACAAGGGACGUUGACACAAAUGGUGGGAACUGUGUUUGAGCGUGUUAAAACAAGAAUACACAUGAAAGAGGCACGGCUGAAUUUAUCAAAACUUGAGAAGACCACCGGGAAUGCGAGUUCUUUAACGGUUGACGCAUCGGAGUCUAUAAAUGAUGCUGCAGGAAGUACCGAAGGUGGAGAAUCAGUCGAGGGGAGUUCGGCAGCCGACACCUCCGGCGACGAAGGACCAAAGCUCACAUUGAAGGAUCUCGAACACCGGAAAAGCUUUGACGACUCGCAGAUGGGUGAAGGGCCAACGAUGGUGUCACAGGUCAAGCCAGUGCGGUCAUCUCUGCAAUCACCCUCAACGCAGGCGUCGCUAGAGAGCAGUGCAGAUGACGGCUUAGAAUCAGAGGAUGCCGAGGACGAGGUCUAUAUACGAGAUGCAUAUCUAGUUUUCAGAUCAUUCUGCAACCUUAGCACCAAAGUCCUCGGCCCUGACCAACUGUACGACUUGAAAGGACAAGCCAUGCGGUCAAAACUUAUUUCUCUUCACCUCAUUCACACUUUACUCAAUAACAACCUGCUGGUCUUCACAUCACCAAUAUGUACCAUCACAAACAGCAAAAGCAACGAGUCCACGAACUUCCUGCAAGCUAUUAAAUUCUACCUGUGUCUCAGUCUUACGCGAAAUGGAGCAAGCUCUGUGGACCGAGUAUUUGAAGUUUGCUGCGAGAUAUUCUGGCUGAUGCUCAAAUUCAUGAGGGCUCCUCUCAAGAAAGAAAUCGAGGUCUUUCUGAACGAAAUAUACUUGGCCCUUCUGGAAAGACGGACUACCACUGUUGGUCAAAGGCUCUACUUUAUGGGCAUAUUGCAGCGUCUGUGCGCAGAUCCCCGCGCUCUCGUCGAAACGUAUCUCAAUUACGACUGUGACAGAAAUGUCAACAACAUAUUUCAAACUCUGAUUGAGGAUUUAUCCAAAGCUUCAAGCGCUGCUGUAAUGGUCAGCCCACUUCAUCAGCAGCAGUAUGAAGAGAAGGCCGCCAAGAGUAACAUUAAUGGCUCGGACUGGCAAGCUCGGGGAACGCUUCCCCCUCCACUAUCGACAGCGCAUAUAAGUGGUCAUAGCGAAAUGAAUGAAUCCGAGAUACCUAAGGAAUAUAUCAUCAAGAGACAAGCCUUAGAUUGCUUAGUGGAAACGUUACGGUCCAUGGUCAACUGGUCACAGCAAGGAAUUACUGAAGCAACAGGUGCUGAUCAAAACGUGAGAGCAUCGGAAGACGUCCGUGAAUCAUUAGACCCGUCUGGAAAUGAUAGCUUCACACGAACGGCUAACGGCGACACCCCAAUUCCUCCUUCAACCCCUGUUCUUGAAGAUGAUCCUGAACAACUUGAAAAGGAGAAGCAGCGGAAAACCGCCAUCACCAAUGCUAUCAAGCAGUUCAAUUUCAAGCCUAAGCGAGGUAUCAAACUUCUGCUAUCAGACGGGAUUAUCCCGAGCGAUAGUCCAGAGGAUAUCGCGCUUUUUCUGCUCAAGGAAGAGCGGCUAGACAAGGCCCAAAUUGGGGAGUACUUGGGGGAAGGCGACGACAAGAACAUUGCGACUAUGCACGCUUUUGUGGACUGUAUGGAUUUUGCAAAACGUCGUUUCGUAGACGCCCUGAGGCAGUUUCUGCAGUCUUUCCGCCUACCAGGAGAAGCACAGAAGAUUGAUAGAUUCAUGCUGAAAUUCGCCAAUCGUUACGUGACCGGGAAUCCAAAUGCUUUCGCCAAUGCCGACACCGCUUACGUCCUUGCUUAUUCGGUCAUCUUACUGAAUACCGAUUUGCAUAGCAGCAAAGUCGCAAAGCGAAUGACGAAAGAGGACUUCAUCAAAAACAAUAGGGGUAUCAAUGACAAUGCCAAUCUCCCUGAUGAAUACCUUAAUGGUAUAUAUGAUGAAAUUGCAAACGAUGAAAUUGUCCUUAGGAGUGAACGCGAAGCUGCAGCAGCUAUGGGGAUAACACCUCAAUCAGGUGGAGGUGGCAUUGCAAGUCUUGGGCAAGCCCUCGCUACGGUUGGUCGAGACCUACAGAGGGAGGCUUACACCAAACAUGCGGAGGAGAUAUCGCUCAGAUCUGAACAACUCUUCAAAAGCUUGUACCGGAAGGAGCGGAAAAACCCUACAAAAUCUGGCUCCAGCAAAUUCAUCCCGGCCACAUCCGUCAAACAUGUCGGGCCAAUGUUCGACGUGACAUGGAUGUCAUUCUUCUCGGGCCUUUCCGGACAAAUGCGAAAUGCUCAUAAUAUUGAAAUAAUCAAGCUGUGUAUGGAAGGCAUGAAGCUUGCCGUCCGUAUUGCAUGCCUUUUUGAUUUGGAUACUCCGAGAGAAGCGUUUAUUUCAGCUCUGAAGAACGCUACAAACCUCAAUAAUCCCACCGAGAUGAUGGCAAAAAACGUCGAGGCUCUCAAAAUCCUUUUAGAGAUCGCGCAAACAGAAGGAAAUGUGCUGAGAGAAUCAUGGCGAGACAUACUGAUGUGCGUCAGCCAGCUUGAUCGGCUACAACUGAUCUCCGAGGGCGUCGAUGAAGGGGCGAUACCUGAUGUUUCCAAGGCACGCAUUGUUCCCCCAACUCGGCAAGACACAGGAGCAUCCAGAAAGUCAAGUCAAUCACAGAGACCUCCCCGUCAACGACCUCGAUCCACCACAGGAGGCACAAGCUACUCGAUGGAGAUUGCAAUGGAAAGCCGGUCAGAUGAAGUUAUCAAAGCAGUUGACCGAAUAUUUACCAACACAGCAAAUCUUUCUGGUGUCGCUAUUGUUCAUUUUGUGAGAGCUUUGACAGAAGUCAGUUGGGAGGAAAUCAAGAUCUCGGGGUCAAACGAGUCUCCUCGGACGUAUAGCUUGCAGAAGCUCGUCGAGAUCAGUUACUACAACAUGACCAGAGUCAGGUUCGAAUGGACCAAUAUAUGGCUUGUUCUAGGCCAACACUUCAACCGAGUCGGAUGCCACAGCAACACUGCUGUGGUGUUCUUUGCCUUAGACUCUCUAAGACAAUUAUCAAUGCGCUUUAUGGAAAUCGAAGAACUGCCUGGUUUCAAGUUCCAGAAAGAUUUCCUGAAGCCAUUUGAGCACAUUAUAUCAAAUAGCAACGUUGUCGGUGUGAAGGACAUGACUCUACGAUGCCUUAUACAAAUGAUCCAAGCCCGCGGGGAGAAUAUCCGUUCUGGAUGGAGAACCAUGUUCGGUGUUUUCACAAUAGCCGCACGAGAACCAUACGAAAGCAUCGUCAAUCUUGCCUUCGAGAAUGUCAAUCAGGUGUACAAAACACGAUUUGGGGUUGUUAUAUCCCAAGGCGCGUUUGCAGACCUCAUCGUAUGCUUAACGGAAUUUUCGAAGAAUAUGAGGUUCCAGAAGAAAGGACUCCAGGCCAUGGAAACUCUCAAGUCAAUCAUUCCGAAGAUGCUCAAGACUCCUGAAUGCCCGCUGUCUCGCAAAUCCAAUGUGAACUCUGAUGGGUCAACCAAAACAUCGGACCCGCUAUCAAAACAGCCAAGUCGGACCACGCAGGAAGAAGCAUUCUGGUUUCCUGUGCUUUUUGCAUUCCAUGAUGUCCUCAUGACUGGCGAGGACCUGGAAGUUAGAUCCAAUGCUCUCAACUACUUGUUCGAGUCGCUUAUCAAAUAUGGCGGCGACUUCCCCUCCGACUUCUGGGACAUUCUUUGGCGGCAACUCCUCUACCCGAUAUUCAUGGUUCUCAAAUCCAAGUCUGAGAUGUCAAACGUUCUCAACCAUGAAGAGCUGUCGGUGUGGUUAUCGACUACUAUGAUCCAGGCGCUUCGAAAUAUGAUCACGCUCUUCACACAUUAUUUCGAGUCCUUAGAAUAUAUGCUUGAUAGAUUCUUGGAUCUAUUGACUCUCUGCAUAUGCCAAGAGAACGAUACUAUUGCUCGCAUUGGAAGCAAUUGUCUUCAGCAACUCAUUUUGCAGAACGUAACUAAGUUUCAGCCUAACCAUUGGUCGAAGAUUGUCGGUGCCUUUGUCGAGCUGUUCGACAGAACCACGGCUCAUCAGCUGUUCUCUGCCACAACCGGGCCUGCGAACGGAACUGAAGAAGGGGCUCUGCCUGCGGAGUCACCCGGUUCUGACGAGAAGUCACUCAAGAUUAACGGAACCAAUGGCACUACAACUUCAGAGGCUGAUAGCGUCAACGAUAAUGAAACAACCACGCCACCGGCGACGCAAAGCGAGUUAGAAGACUACAAGCCUCAGCCGGAACUUCAACAACAACCGGUAGUAGUCACCGUGGCCCGAAGACGUUUCUUCAACAAGAUUAUCACCCGUUGUGUGCUACAAUUGCUUAUGAUCGAGACGGUUAAUGAGCUCUUCUCCAACGACGCUGUCUAUGCUCAAAUACCAAGUCCAGAGCUGCUCCGGCUUAUGGGACUUCUCAAGAAGAGCUUCAUGUUCGCCAAGAAAUUCAACGAGAAUAAGGAACUCCGCAUGCGACUCUGGCGAGAAGGAUUUAUGAAACAACCUCCCAAUCUCCUCAAGCAGGAAAGCGGCAGUGCAGCGACAUAUGUUAGUAUCUUGCUCCGUAUGUAUCACGACGAAGGGGAAGAGCGCAAGCGGAAUCGUGAUGACACGGAAGCGGCUCUUGUGCCGUUGUGCGCGGAUAUCAUUCGUUCCUUUACGCAACUGGAAGAGGAUUCCCAGCAAAGGAAUAUCAUUGCGUGGAGACCAGUGGUAGUGGAUGUGAUGGAAGGAUACACUAAUUUUCCACGGGAAGGAUUCGAGAAGUAUAUCGAGGUGUUCUACCCACUUGGCGUAGACCUUCUAAAUAGGGAGAUGGGGGUGGAGGUCAGGAUCGCGUUGCAGUCGAUGCUCAGGCGUGUUGGAGAAGUGAAAUUAGGGUUGUCGGAGAUGAAGCCUCCAGGUUCGCCUACGAGUAUACACUCUAGCUAUCCAUUUGGAAGCAGAAGGUCCAGCCGGAAGGAUUGA